ACGUCGUGACCCUGCUGCUUAUGUGUUGAGACGCGAAGGAACACGUAUGCAAGCCCGUGUGUGAAUUGCCAAUCGCCUACUCGAGGUUCCUCGCCCUAUCAGACGAUCUACAAGAACGGACUUAAACCUAGGGUUAUACUGCGUCACUAAUUGCAUACCAUGCUCGCCGGGGCGCUGCGCUCUUGGCUGCCGGUGUCCAGACGCGUGGGCACCGAGCACAGCCAGCCUGGGUUGCCGCAGCCUCCAUCGGCAAGUAUUGCACCGUCACGGAUUAGCUUAGUGCCAGAGGCGGUUGGCGCAAGCGAUGUGGGUUGGGCGCCUCGCCGUUGUCAAGGUGCAACUGCCAGCGGGGCGCGAGGGCACACAGCAGCCCGGGCCGCGCCGCGAGACGGCGCCAGCAGCUCGGGGCGAGUGGCCGAGCAGCAGGUAGCUCCAGGGCCAGCUUCUGCCGCCACUGGCGCCACUGCUGCCGCCAGUGCCACUGCGGCUGCUGCCUCUGCUGGCAGUCAGGCGGUGCUGGUGGAGGACACGACGCAGGAGACGUGGCGGACGCCGCUGAGGCGCGCAGGCUGUGUCGUGGCUCUGGGCAAGUUUGAUGCACUGCACCGGGGGCACCAGGCGCUGGCGGGCGCAGCGGCAAACCUGUGUGAGCAGGUGGAGCGGAGCCAGCAGCGGGAGCAGGGGCAGGCAGGGGCCAGCACCAGCGGGACCGACAGCGGCCCCGGUGGUGGGUGCGGGGAGGUGGUGCUGCUGUCUUUCAGCGGCAUGGGGGCGGUGCUGGGCUGGCCGGACAGGCUGCCACUCACGGCGCCGCAGGACCGCGGCCGAGUGCUCGCGGGCUGGGCGGCGGCACUGAGGUCCGCGGCCUCAGCUGUCGGCUCAGCCAACGGCGCCACAUCUAGGCCCAGCACUGAGGGCAACAAUGGGAACGGCGGUACCGGUACCGGUGCGGGCGACUGCGGCGCGGGACGUGUGGUCCGGCUGCGCACGAUGCCGUUCGGUCAGAUCCGGGGCAUGUCGCCGGAGGAGUUUGUGGCGCUGCUGGCUCGGGACCUGGGCGCGGCGGGAGUGGUGGCGGGGCGCAACUACCGCUUCGGCUUCAAGGCGGCGGGUGACGCGGGCGCACUUGUGCGGCUGGGCGCCCAGUACGGCCUGAAGGUGUCCAUUGUGGACCUGGUGUCGCUGGAGGCGGCGGCGGACAGCGGCGGCAGCUCCGACCCGGCAUCAGCACGGGCCUCGGGUUCUGAUGGGGUAGGGAUGUCAGGAACUGGGACAGCAGCCGGGAACAGCAGCUCCGGCGUUGCUGGCGCCAGCAGUAGCAACGACAGCAACCAGGCCAGCAAGGCUGUAGCUGACGAGACUCGAGUGUCAUCGUCAAGGAUCAGGGGUCUGCUGGAGGGCGGGCACGUGGAGGCAGUGGAGACCCUGCUGGGGCGCAAGUACAGGCUGGUGUGCGACCUCACAGCAGCGGCGGCAACGGCCGGGUCAGCCGACGCCGCUGCCGCUCUAGGCACGGGGUUACUGCGGGUGCCGGCAGCCUGCUACCGCAACCAGGCGCCUGCACCGGGGCAGUACCGGGUGAUGGUGCGCCUGGUGGACAGCGGGCCACCGGGGGCGGAGAUUGCUGCGGAGCGGGACUCAGGCGGCGGCGCCUUCAUGCGCACCUCGCUGUCCUCCACCUUCAGCUCCGGCCUGGACCCGGGAGCUGUGGAGCCGGUGGUGGGGCCGGUGUGUGUGCCUGUGCGCAUCAGCGAGGAGGGGCUGGAGGUGGACCUGGGGCCGCCCGGUGUGCAUGGCUCGGACUCACCGCCACCAACACGGCCUCUGCUGCUGCUAGACUUCGAUGCAUGCAGCUAGGCGCACAGAAUGUGACUUUAGGUGCGAUGGGGGUCUGCUACACGGGGGCAUGCGAGCCAUUUCGCGUGUGGGAUGUGGCCAUAGAGUGGGCGUACGUUGAUAUAGCGUGCGGCGUGUCUUGCGUGUCCUUAUCCAGUCAGUGAUGGUAAGAGGGAUGAGGACAUGCACAAAGCGUAGGGCUGAGUACGUAUGCUAUGGCUGUGUGGGCCUGGAGGACUUAGGCAUCUGGUAUCAGUACGCAAGGGCCAGCAAGGGCGGUGGCAACCUUGGUGGCAACCGCGACCUCAGGCGGCAGCCAGCUGCACACAAACCGUGUCCCGGCUCCCUAACCGAGGGCCCCCUGACUUUUGCAUUUGCAGCAGCUAUCUGUACGAGACUGCAAGCGCUCGGGCUUCCAGAGCCUGAAUGAGGGUUUUUGUCGCGGUUGUCUCGUCCCGGGCCCUA
Chlamydomonas reinhardtii is the source of this 2301-nucleotide messenger RNA. RefSeq lists its product as uncharacterized. Lineage: Eukaryota; Viridiplantae; Chlorophyta; Chlorophyceae; Chlamydomonadales; Chlamydomonadaceae. Gene Ontology annotation, molecular function: riboflavin kinase activity; FMN adenylyltransferase activity. Gene Ontology annotation, biological process: riboflavin biosynthetic process; FMN biosynthetic process. The transcript is spliced from 4 exons. The coding region runs from base 160 to 1857 and encodes 565 amino acids. The record is from RefSeq and is a predicted model, not a curated record.